AUGCUAUUCUUCCCAGAAACAGGAACCAAAGUGGAAGGCCCAACUCCACUACCACCUCUCUUACACAAUCCCCUGCCUCACAUCCCGCUUUUCAACCCUUCCAAUCGUCACCCACCCGUCGUGCCAUCUAAACGAUUUCUUCAGCCUUGCCCUUUCUUCAAAACGCCUGUCUCCAAACUUUGUCUUUUUCAAAACAGUUUUCUCCAGCUUUUCGCUUUCUUCAAAACAGUUUUCUCCUGCUUUUUCCUCCUUCAAAACAGUUUUUUCAACACUUCCCUAUCUGCAAAAAUAGUUUUCUCCAGCACUUCCAUAUGUGAAAAACAGUUUUCUCCAAGCUUUAUCUUUCAGAACAGUUUCCUUCAGUGUUUCUCUUUCUUCAGAUCAGUUUUCUCCAUCUUUUCCCAAUCUUCAAAACAGUUUUCUCCAGUCUUUCCCUUUCUUCAAAAGGGUUUUCUCCAACCUUUAUAUUUCUUCAAAACAGCUUUUUCGAACAUUUCCCUUUCGUCAGAACAGUUUUUCUCCAACCUUUAUCUUUCUUCAAAACUGCUUUCUCGAACAUUUCCCUUUCUUCAUAACAGUUUUCUCCGGCUUUUCUCUAUUUUCAAAACAGUUUUCUCCAGCCUUUCCCUAUCUCCAAAAGGGUUUUCUCCAACCUUUAUCGUUCUUCAAAACAGCAUUCUCGGACAUUUGCCUUUCUUCAAAACAGUUUUCCUCAGCCUUCCCCUUUCUCCAAAACAGUUUUUUCCACCCUUCCCUUUUCUCCAAAACAGUUUUCUCCAGCGUUUCCCUUUAUUCAAAACCGUCCUCAGUCUUCUCAGAAGAAAAAGUGUAACUGUGUUAAUAAUUGAGUUUUUUUAUACUAUCAUCUAG
Messenger RNA from Acanthosepion pharaonis, 870 nucleotides. NCBI's taxonomy places the organism in Eukaryota, Metazoa, Mollusca, Cephalopoda, Sepiida, Sepiidae. The record is from the annotation of a GenBank genome assembly.